CAACAGAGCGUAGAGGCAGCAGAGCCAUGGCGAGUCCCGGGCAGAAAGUGGUGCUGAUCACCGGCUGCUCCUCUGGAAUCGGUCUGAGGAUGGCUGUGAUGCUGGCCAAGGAUGAACAGAAGCGCUAUCAUGUCAUAGCAACGAUGCGUGAUCUGAAACGUAAAGAUAAGCUGGUGGAAGCUGCCGGGGAUGCGUACGAGAAAACUCUUUCUCUGGCUGUACUGGACGUCUGCCAAGAUGAGUCCGUCAAACAGUGUAUAAACGGCAUCAAAGAUCGACACGUGGAUGUCCUCAUCAAUAAUGCAGGUAUCGGCCUCGUGGGUCCAAUAGAGAGCAUCCCCAUCGAAGAGAUGAAGAAUGUGUUUGAGACCAAUUUCUUUGGGGUGAUCCGCAUGAUCAAGGAGGUGAUGCCUGAUAUGAAGAGAAGGAAAGGAGGACAUAUCAUCGUGGUCAGCAGUGUGAUGGGACUGCAAGGUGUGGUGUUUAAUGACGUGUAUGCAGCUUCCAAGUUUGCUAUGGAGGGCUUCUGUGAGUGUUUGGCUGUGCAGCUCUUGAAGUUUAAUGUCAUAUUGUCACUGAUAGAGCCGGGGCCGGUGCACACAGAAUUUGAGGCAAAAAUGAUUCAGGAUGUGAAGCAGAAAGAGUUUCCUGGAGCUGAUGCUGAUACGGUGCAUUACUUCAAGAACGUCUAUCUUCCUUCUUCUAUUGACAUCUUUGAGACACUGGGACAAAUGCCUGACGACAUCGCCAGAUGUACCAAGAAAGUGAUUGAAGCAAGCAGCCCGCGUUUCCGCAAUCUGACCAAUCCCUUGUACACGCCCAUCGUAGCGUUGAAAUACGCUGAUGAAACUGGAGGCCUGUCUGUCCAUGCCUUCUACCACAUGCUCUUUAACAUGGGUCCUCUAAUGCACGUCAGCAUGACUGUCAUGAAGUACCUCACCUGCGGAUGUCUGAGGAGCAGGACAGUUUCACCAAACUAGAAACAAUAGACCACAAAUAAAGACCACACACUUCCUGACCUGCCAUAUUUCCGUAUGCAUUGUCUAUUUUUUGUCAGAUUGUACCUUAAUGUAUGUUUAGAUACCACAUGAGUCCAGUUCAGUUGAAAUACUACAACAAUUUAAAAAAUGGUUUUAAAUAUUUUACACUUUCGAACACAUUUGCACUAGUUUAUUUUUCUAAAUAAAGUGUA
This is a messenger RNA of Cottoperca gobio, 1192 nucleotides long. RefSeq names its product retinol dehydrogenase 8-like. Gene Ontology annotation, cellular component: cytoplasm; cytosol. NCBI's taxonomy places the organism in Eukaryota, Metazoa, Chordata, Actinopteri, Perciformes, Bovichtidae. Gene Ontology annotation, molecular function: estradiol 17-beta-dehydrogenase [NAD(P)+] activity; all-trans-retinol dehydrogenase (NAD+) activity. The record is from RefSeq and is a predicted model, not a curated record. Gene Ontology annotation, biological process: retinol metabolic process; estrogen biosynthetic process. The transcript has 6 exons. The coding region runs from base 27 to 980 and encodes 317 amino acids.